ACUACCAUCAAACACAUGUACAUGCAAACAAAUAUAACUUAAAACUAAACUUAUGGAACACAGAGCUUCUAACACGAAUCAGGUGAAAUACAGAGGUGUACGAAAGCGUCCAUGGGGGAAAUAUGCUGCGGAGAUACGUGACUCGGCUAACCACGGAGCUCGUGUCUGGCUCGGGACGUUUAACACAGGGGAAGAUGCGGCUCGGGCCUACGAUAGAGCCGCUUUUUCUAUGAGAGGCCACAAGGCCAUUCUCAAUUUCCCUCAUGAGUACCCAAUGAUGAGGGAUGGUCCAAGUGGUGGUGGCGAGAAUGCGGUGGCUUCUUCGUCGUCAGAGUUUAGUGAAAGAGACGGUGGUGGCGGGAAGGAAGUGAUUGAGUUUGAGUAUUUAGACGAUAGUUUGUUGGAAGAGCUUCUAGAGUGUGGAGAGAGUUAUAACCAGGAUGUUUGGUAUAACGCAACUGUUAAUUAGAUCAAUUUUUUUUUUUUUUUAGAUCAAUUUGUCACUUCUUUUGUUUUCUUCUUCCCAAUGUCUUAAUACUAUAUUCACUUACUCACAUUAAUAUAUCCAAAUAAGUAACAGUUUUAUCA
Messenger RNA from Brassica rapa (field mustard), 588 nucleotides. Its product is annotated as ethylene-responsive transcription factor ERF095. Gene Ontology annotation, biological process: regulation of DNA-templated transcription; ethylene-activated signaling pathway. Gene Ontology annotation, molecular function: DNA-binding transcription factor activity; DNA binding. NCBI's taxonomy places the organism in Eukaryota, Viridiplantae, Streptophyta, Magnoliopsida, Brassicales, Brassicaceae. The record is from RefSeq and is a predicted model, not a curated record.